AUGGUCCAGAUUGCAGAGGUAAACGAUAAUCAAGUCUCCCAAAGAGAAAACAGGACCGCAGCACACACCCACAUCAAAGGUCUAGGAUUAAACGAGCACGGGAUAGCAAAACAAAUCGACGGUGGAUUUGUAGGCCAAAAAGAUGCAAGAGAAGCAUGUGGUAUAAUCGUGGAUUUAAUCAAAAGCAAGAAGAUGUCAGGCAAGGCCGUGUUGAUAGCUGGUCCUCCGGCCACCGGUAAGACCGCGUUGGCUCUCGCAGUCUCGCAAGAACUAGGUCCCAAAGUUCCCUUUUGCCCCAUCGUUGGCUCAGAACUAUACUCCGCCGAAAUCAAGAAAACGAGUGCCUUGAUGGAAAACUUUAGAAAAGCCAUUGGAUUACGUAUAAAGGAAACAAAAGAAGUAUACGAAGGCGAAGUGAUCGAGUUGACCCCAGAAGAGGCAGAGAACCCGCUCGGUGGAUACGGCAAAACCAUAUCUCACGUAAUUGUCGGCCUCAAGUCUGCAAAAGGCACCAAAAACUUGCGCUUAGACCCAAGCAUAUACGAAUCACUUCAAAAAGAACGCGUCUCCGUGGGUGAUGUCAUCUACAUCGAGGCAAACACAGGCGCCGUCAAGAGAGUCGGCCGUUCGGAUGCUUAUGCGACUGAAUUCGAUUUAGAAGCCGACGAAUACGUACCUCUCCCCAAAGGCGACGUCCACAAAAAGAAGGAGAUUGUCCAAGAUGUCACGUUGCAUGAUUUGGACGUGGCAAAUGCGAGACCUCAAGGUGGCCAAGACGUCUUGAGCAUGAUGGGCCAACUCUUGAAACCUAAGCGUACUGAAAUCACCGACAAGUUGAGAGGUGAAGUCAAUAAAGUUGUCUCCAAAUACAUUGACCAAGGAGUAGCCGAGUUGAUCCCAGGGGUGUUGUUCAUCGAUGAAGUCAAUAUGUUGGAUUUGGAAAUCUUUACUUAUUUGAACAAGGCGUUGGAAAGCAAUAUUGCCCCCAUUGUCAUCUUGGCUUCGAAUCGAGGCUUGACUGUGGUGAGAGGCUCAGACGACUUGGACACCAAGGCUCCACACGGGUGUCCACCGGACUUGGUCGAUAGAUUGCUCAUUGUAAGGACAUUGCCUUAUAAUUUUGAAGAAACUAAAACAAUUGUAUCCAAGAGGGCCCAGUUGGAGAAUUUGCUCAUAUCCAAUGAUGCUUUGAAUAAGCUUGCGGAAAAGGGAGUCAGCACUUCCUUGAGGUACUCGUUACAGCUAUUGACUCCAGCUGGAAUACUAAGCUCAACAGCAGGCCGCUCCGAAAUUGAAGUUCAAGAUAUUGAGGAUUGUGAGUUGUUGUUUUUGGAUUCAACACGCUCAACAAAAGUGUUGACUGAAACAAAGACGUUUCUCUAG
Lodderomyces beijingensis is the source of this 1383-nucleotide messenger RNA. NCBI's taxonomy places the organism in Eukaryota, Fungi, Ascomycota, Pichiomycetes, Serinales, Debaryomycetaceae. The record is from the annotation of a GenBank genome assembly.